This is a messenger RNA of Ilex paraguariensis (yerba mate), 1788 nucleotides long. The record is from the annotation of a GenBank genome assembly. NCBI's taxonomy places the organism in Eukaryota, Viridiplantae, Streptophyta, Magnoliopsida, Aquifoliales, Aquifoliaceae.
AAAAGAAAAGAAGAGAGCUAAGCGUAGACUUUUGGCGUAAAAUAAAAGCCUUUGACACGUCAACAAAACCAGCUGUAAUAGUCCUCCGUUUCCACCCCGACACGACCGAGGCAGUCCUGAAAGACUCCACUCACACACACAGGAGAGAGAAAGAGGGAGAGAGAGAGAGAGACUUUACUCCCUCCUUUCUACACCCGUGCACUAUAAAUUUAGGCCUACUUGCAUCAGUCUUCUCCGAUUCACCCCCUCUUUCUCUCUCCUUCUCCAUAUCUUUAACUCUGCUGCUGCAGAAAGCUUUUAUUACACAAGUUGUGUGUUUGUUGGUUUCCCGCCAAAACAGCAAAAGCUCUUUGCUGCAGAGAGCUAUCUCUUUCUCUUUUCCUUUUCUCUAUAAGUUUGAGCACAGCUUUACUACGUAUACUAACUGCCUACACUUUCUCUGUGUAAUUCCCUCUCCUCUAUAUAUAAAGACUCUCUUCUGUCUCUCUGUCUGGUCCCAACAAUUCUGAACCUCUGAGCCAAAACGUUGGACUCCGAGAUUGUUGUUCUUUCACUGCUGAUUCAACUGUUGCUUCAAUGAUCCUCUCAAGUGUAUCAGUUCUUGUUUUUAAGUUUUACCCAAAUAAAGAGCUGAUCUUGAUACCCUUUUGAUGUGCAAAAAGAUAAUCAUCUCCUUCUAUUUGUGUUUUGCGUCGUCCAUAGCAAGGACUAUAAAUCAAGGGGUUGACUCUAAGGUGUCCGUACGAACGCCGGUGAAACUUUCAGACCACGUCUUCACGACAUGGCGUCCGACGGCCGACCAAAGAAGUUCAGGCAAAAGGUGGUAAGGAUCAUACUCACCGACGCCGAUGCCACUGAUUCCUCCGAUGACGAUGAACAAGUUACCAAUCGGAGAAUGAAGAGACUCGUCAGAGAGAUAAGCUUCAGGCCAACUAUUAAAUCGCCAAAGCAAGAACUAGCUAAGAAGCGAAGCUUCAAAAGCUUGGGCUCGCCUGAAACUGACGUCACUCGCAAUAAAAAGUUCAGGGGCGUGCGUCAGCGGCCGUGGGGACGGUGGGCAGCGGAGAUCCGAGACCCGUCACGGAGGAAACGGCUUUGGCUCGGAACUUACGACACGCCUGAAGAAGCUGCCUCUGUGUACGACCGAGCCGCCGUUAAAUUAAAGGGUCCUGACGCCGUCACAAACUUUCCCAAAGUUUCUGUUAUGGAAACGGUCGUUGAAGCACAAACGGAAAGCGAAGGCCUAGCAAACGACUCUUCUUUGUCGCCCACGUCGGUGCUCCAUUAUAACAAAGAUUCCACACCGCCGAAGGAAAACGAAGGCCUGUCAAACGACGCCGCUUUAUCACCGACGUCGGUACUCCGUUAUAACCACGAUUUCACGGCGUUUGACAAUUUCAGUUAUGGUGAGGUGGACGCAUUCGGGUUUGAGUUCGGGUUCGGAUUCGACAUCGACAUGCCAUUCACUUCGCCGGAUAUCUCUCUGUCGAAGAAUUACUGCGCCGAAGAUUUUGGAGAGUUUAACGUAGAUGAUUUCCUCGUUGAAGUCAGAUGACCAAGAAGACCAGUCUCUGCCCAUACUUUCUGGGGCUAGUUAGUACUUUUGUGGAAAAUGCAGUGCUUGUUCUGUAAUUGUAUUCUAUGAGAUACUUCUGCCUUCGUAACGUGGCCAUGUUUGAUCAAUUGAAUGUAAACAGUGCUGUGUAUAAUAGUACAGUGAGAGAGUAGCCAAUAUUAUUCAGCGAUUUUUUCUACCGUGAGGUUUUUGUAUGGUUUAAUUGUUUAAGG